This is a messenger RNA of Ostrea edulis (European flat oyster), 3859 nucleotides long. Its product is annotated as probable gluconokinase. The coding region runs from base 3323 to 3850 and encodes 175 amino acids. Gene Ontology annotation, molecular function: gluconokinase activity. Gene Ontology annotation, cellular component: cytoplasm. The transcript is spliced from 5 exons. The record is from RefSeq and is a predicted model, not a curated record. NCBI's taxonomy places the organism in Eukaryota, Metazoa, Mollusca, Bivalvia, Ostreida, Ostreidae.
UGAUUAAAUAUUGUUUAACGUCUCUCUCGAGAAUAUUUCACUCAUAUGGAGAGGUCACCACUGCCAGUGAAGGGCUGCAAAAUUUAGGCCUAUGCUCGGCACUUAUAGCCAUUGAGCAGGGAGGGAUCUUUAUCUUGCCACACCUACUGUGACACGGGACCUGGUUUUUUGUGGUCUCAUCCGAAGGACUGCCCCAUUUAGUCACCUCUUAUGACAAGCAAGGGGUAUUGAGGACCUAUUCUAACCCGGAUCCCCACGGGAUACCCCGAGAAAAUUUUUGAAAUAUUAGGACUCGUUUGCACUAGAUUAUAUAUCCGAUUUUAAAUACUAGAAAUAUAUAUGUUUAUUUUGCAGACAUUUAUGGACAAAAAUGUGUUUCGAAAAUAAAGGAAAAAAUGUGUAGGUACGUGCCUACUUGAGCCUUAAUGAAGCUACACCCCUAUAUGUUGACAUACUGCAUCCUUUUACUCAAGAAGUCCCUGAUCCAUAACCAGGCAUCCCUAAACUCCAUAAGAAUCCAUCUUGUGUAACAGAUGGUGGUGAGGUACCUUAUCAAAUUAACACUUUGCAGGAGUUAUGUAGAAUGGUAUCCACAUGUUCUCCAUGACUGAGCAAUGCUGUUGUUUGUCCUUGAGUAUCUCCAUCUAAAUCUGACUGUGUAUCUCAUGUUCCAAGACCUUGCAUGAUACCGUUGUAAGGGAGGCAGGGCAAUAAUUGGAUGCCUGGUGCUGAUCGCUUUUUUUUAAAGAUAUAGGAACUCGGGCAGCCUCUCUCCAGUCAUCUAAGAUUGCUCAGUGACCUCUGAAAAAUGGCAGACAAGGUCAGGGCCAGUUAAUCAGUGAAGUCAUGUAGGCCUGGGCCUGUUACCUUAAGGAUGUUAAGACCCUGCAUUAGUGUUCAACACCUUUGGUAUUGACUGUGAUUUUUGCCAUAGAUUGGUGUGGACUUGUACGUUUGGGUAGAAUGUUGUCAGUGUCCUCUCUUGUGGGUCUAUUUCACUAGAGUCCUGUUUCAUGUGUUUCACAGAUGACCAGAAUCUCUUGGAGUUGUCUUUAUGUCCCCUGUGAUGAUAUUCUUAUCCUGUUCUUGUCUGAUCUCUCUCUCUCUCUCGAUCUCUCUCUCUCUGACUGUGGUUUCAGUUUCUUAUAUCUCCUUGUCAGUCCCUUUUGUUGUCAGUUGAUUAAUAGCUGUCCUGUGUGCUCUGAAUUCUUCAGCUUAUUUGUCUGUUAAUCCAAGGAUGUCGAUGUUAGUUUUUACCGUAUGUGUUCAUCCAUGAUUUUCUCAACAGAGCAUCUGACUUUUCUGUUCCCUGUGAACUCUCUAAAAUCUACAAAAACAAAAUAACAUAAUUCAGAUACAUGUAUGGAAAAAGCGAGGACAGACAGAUGGGUAAUUGUGUAAUGCUACACUGAGAGAAAACCUUCAAAUGUGAUAAAACCUUACAAGAAAUCAUGCACACAAUAGUUGAAUACAUGUAGGAUACUAACAGUUAUUCUGUAUAUAUAUUUGCUGGAAGUCAUUUUGAUUUAUUCACCAAUCAUUAAGGGCCCUCGGGGGACAGUUACAAUUUUAGCAAUAACAUUCAUUAUAAAUACAAGAUACAAUAUACAUAUAUGUUAUGAGUUUGCCCAUUGACAUUUGUCUGAAAUUGGGAUAACACUGAAUGAAUUAUAUUUGCCGAACAGAUCGGCAGGGCAGUAAUGAUAAUAUAUGAUAACAGAUGUGAUGUAACCACUCCAAUAAAUACACAUCAUACAGCUGACACAGAGUGUACACCUCAGUACAAUUUUCAUAUCUCAUAAUCCACAUAUAUUUUUGAUAAUUGUUAUGCCUUGGGCCCUUCAAACAAAAAGGAGGGGCAUAUUGCUUUGCACCUGGGUGUCUGUCGGUCAGUCAGUUGUUAUGUCUGUCGGUAGACCACAUGUCCACUCAAUAUCUUGAGAACCAUUCACUUGAUUGUAAUGAUAUUUCAUAUGUGGGUUGGUUAUGAGUAGAAAAGGACCCCUAUUGAUUAAAAGGUCAAGGGUCAAUCCACUCUGGACAAAGGAAGAUACUGUCUGCUCAGUAUCUUGAGAACCCUUUGUUUUACAGACAUUAAACUAGGUACACUGAGUACACUGUGAAGAGUAGAUGACCCCUAUUGAUUUUGAGGUUGCUUGGUCAAGGGUCAAACUAGACAUAGGGAUAAACUGACCACUCAGUGUCUUGAGAACUCUGCUUGACAGAAGGAGUAGAUGACCCAUAUUGAAUUUGAGGUUAUAUGUUCCAAGGUCAAGGGUUAAACUGGACAUAGGAAGAUACUGUAUGCUCAAUAUCUUUAACCCUUUGCUUGACAGACAUCAAACUUCAUACUCUGGUACAUCCUAAGGAAUAAAUGACCUCUAUUGUAUUUGCAGUCACAAGGUCAAGGGUCAAACUGGACAUAGAAAUAUACUGUCCUUUCAAUAUCUUGAGAACCCUUUGCUUGAUAGACAUCAGACUUGGUACUCUGGUAUAUCCUAAGGAGUAGAUGACCCCUAUUGAUUUUGAGGUCCCAUGGUCAAAGGCCAAGGGUCAACCCACUCUGGAUGAGGAAGAUAUCGUCUGCUCAAUAUCUUGAAAUUGGUUUGGCACUACUAUCAAUUAAAUGAUGCAUGUGUAUAGCCCUUUUCAAUUUUACACAUCGAGGGGCAUAUAUGAAUGUUUUACAAACAUUUCUUGUUUAGAUUGCAAAAAACUUUCUUGUUUCAUCACAGUCACACACACACACACACACACACACAUGUAUGUAUAUGUCUUUGAUGCAAUUGUUUGUCUCUAUUUAUACACCUGUCAAAGACGGGAUGUAUUGUGGUAUAGCGUCGUCUUUCUGUCUGGACCUAAUGUAUGCAAAAUGAACUGUAAUCUCUAGGAUCGUACAUCUUGGUGCAUUUCAUCACCAUGAUGAGAGGAAGAUGCCUAUUGUUUUUCAAGGUCAAAGUUGUAUCAGUUAAUGGAAAAACCUUGUAGGCAGAAUACAGACUCAACUAUUGGAGCUAGAAUCUUACAGCUUGGUAAAUUUAAUCACCAUGAUGAGAAGAAGAUGCCUAUUGUUUUUCAAGGUCAAAGGUCAUGGCCAUAGUAUCAAUUAAUAGGAAAACCUUGUAGGCAGAAUACAGACUCAACUAUUGGAACUUAGGAUCUUACAACUUGGUACAUUUAAUCACCAUGAUGAGAAGAAGAUGCCUAUUGUUUUUCAAGGUCAUAUCAGUUGAUAGGAAAACCUUGUGAGCAGAAUACAGACUGAACUAUUGGUGCUUAGAUCUUACAGCUUGGUACAUUUAAUCACCAAGAUGAGAGGAAAAUGCCUAAUGUUUUUCAAGGUCAAAAGUCAAGAACAACCAUCGGAACAGCUCUUGCAGAGAAGCUUGGACUGCCAUUUAGAGAUGCGGAUGAGUUCCAUUCAAUGGAAAACAAAAAGAAAAUGUCACAAGGAAUCGCACUGACUGACCAGGAUAGACGUCCUUGGUUACUAGCCAUAUACAAGUACAUGAGGAGGCUAUCUAAGGAGGGAAACUCUGGUGUGGUCACCUGCUCAGCCCUGAGGAAAUCAUACAGAGACAUUUUGGUAAAUGGGUGCAUAUCCGAAGAAAGGGAACCAAUACCAGAGAUUGUGUUUGUUCUGCUGCAUGGUAGUCGUGCAGUACUACAGAACAGACUGGACAGUCGCAGCGGUCACUUCAUGCCAACCUCUCUACUGGACUCUCAGCUAGCUACUCUGGAAAUUCCAACCAGUGAUGAAAAAUGUGUGCAAGUGGAUAUUAGCAUGUCUCCAGAUAAAGUGAUGGACCAAAUUAUCGAGAGAACUAGGACAAUUGCUAUUAAAUCAUAAUUAAUUUUC